UGGGACUUUAAUUCUACCUGCAGUCAUGUUUGUGUAUUCUUACACUACCUAAUGUUUUUUGUUGUCUUGGAGGCUUUUUAUGUGUUAUGUAAAGCACUUUGAAACUGACACUUAGAGAUGCUCUAGAAAUAAUCUGGCUGUGCUAUCUCUCUUGUUUUUCCUCAGGUGAGCAGCCAUGGCUAACCUGCAGCAGGAAUACCCCGGGGUCCUUCUGGGGAUCCUGGAGGAACUGGCUAAUAUGCGUCAAUGGCUGACGUUCCAGGACCUUUGUCGCAUGGUCAGUACCCGCUUUGACCUAGAGCACCUCAUCGAGCUCAGGAGUUUGCUUUUUGCUGCUGCCAGCCGGGAUCCCUGUUUCCCAGCCACUCUCUUUAGAGACCGGGUCUCCACCAGAGGCCAGGGGCUAUCGCCCAUAGGUGUCGCUGCUGACAUUGUAACUAUCUUCAAUCUCAUUCAGAUGACAGGUGGGGCUCCUGAUGACAGUCAGCCAAUGAGAGCCCAGACAAUCCUCCCCGUCGACCAGUCCCCUGGCCCUAGUCUGCCUGGAAUCUACCAGCUGAACAUUCCUGGUCGAGAGAGAGCACGCGCCCACUCUGAUUCCGGUGGCAGGCCUAUCGACCAGCACUUGCUGUUUCCGAAAUCUAAUUACUCAGCCCGCAAGCGAGCAAGUCUUCCCCCCGAUCCCAUUUCAUUUGUGCCCUCCCCUCCAAUCAGGGCGAGGGCUGUGUCUUUUGACUUGCCUCACACAACACUCUUGUACCCCAGCAGUCAAAUCCCCAACGACGUCAUGAAGAAUAUCUACCUGCCUUUGGAGACGGACAGUGAGUCUAGUGGAGAUUCCGCACCCAUAGAGGUGUUUGAACCUGAACAGGGAUCAUCUGUUGACCAGAAGAGAAACAUCUUUAAGAAGGACUUCCAUAACCAGCCGCCUCUAAUACCCCAGGUAACUGUCAGCAGUGAGUCUCCUAGUCCCAACAAGGGAAAGAAAGGCUUUGACAAUCACAGCUUUGAAAUGAUCCCGAAUCCUUAUCCAUCACCAACAACAGUCCAGCAAUCACCAGAGCCACGGACUAAACAUGAAAGCCUUGAUGACCUGCAGGACUCAACUUAUUUCGGACCCGGGUCAGUCUCAGAGUGGUCCCCUGGACAUCUCCAGCUUCCCAGGACCGAAAGGCCCAUCUGGAGCAACAAGAGUCACAGUUUAGAGGACCGGAUAGGCUUGGGAAACAUUGGGAUGGGGAUGGAAUCACAAGGGGGGCAGCCUCCAAGACGAUCAACCCCUGCUAUCAGCAAAUUGGGGUCUUCAGGGGGCGAGAGUGGGGACAGUGGAUUGCCGAGUGGAGGUGAGGGAGUCAAGGCUCAGGGAACCCAGACAGACCCACCGGACCCCCGGCGCCUCCGUAGCCUGGUCCAUGCUGAUCGCCUCUCCUUCAUGACCUCAUUGGACGACCCAGAGUUUGGUGAGGAUGACAUCAGUGCCAUCUUUCGCUUCUUAGAUGACAUAAGCAUGUGUGGUUCCACAGGAGUCCUGCACCCUAAUGAUGGAUCAGGGGCCAUCAACCAGGACACCCCCGAGGCCAGACGUGGGCGUCUAGGUCAACUCCAAAGGCUUUUCCACUCUUUGGAAAGCAGUGACGAUGGGCUGAAGGCCAGUGUCUGUAAGCUGCUGCUCCGUAUGAGCCAGAUAGAGAGACAACUAGAGUCAUUAAAUGAUGUAAAGGCUGAGAUUUCCCAGGUGUUGUCCGCUCUGCAGCGACUAGAUGAGAAGAUCCAGCAGCCUAUCAGUGGUGGUGGACAAGGCAGCAGCGGGCGAUGGCUGGAGCCUCUAAGCGGUGUCUCGUCCUUUAUGAGCCAUCCUAUGACUCCUUCUGAGUCAUCAGAGCCUCAGCCUCUGUCUGCAUCUGGGCAUCUGUUUCCAGGGACCAGCACUAGUAGUCUGGACUGGAGUCGAUGGAACACUCCUGGGGAGCAAACAGAAAGCAGCAAAGUUCAGGCUGAUUCUAAGGGGGGGAAAGAAGGGAAGAAGGAUGCAUCAUCUCGUCGUGCCUCCAAAACUCAACCUGAAGAUAAAAGUGUCUCUGAAUCCAAAAAGCUUAAUGUUUCUAACUCUGCAAGAGACUGGACAGUGUCAUUCUUGAAAAGUAAAGAUGGCAAAGCCUCACAUGGAAAAACUGGACAGGCAGACCAGUCAGGCAGCACAACUAACCUACUCUCCCAAAAGUCUACCAACCUGGUGGAACAAGUGUUUAACUCAUCCCUCUUUCGCCACAAAGACAGCAGUCUGACAGGUGGGCUAACCUCUGGGAAAAUCAUGGACACCAGGCUGGCUGAGGGGAGGGGAAGGCCUAUCUGGACUGUAGACGACAGAGAAGCACGAAUCUCUGCUUUGGACAUGCAGGCCCAGGAGUCUCUUAACCCCAAUAACAUGGAGUUCUGGAUGGACGACAUCUAUACUCCAGGCUACGAUGCUCUGCUCAGGCGUAAAGAAGCAGAUCUGCGCCGGGCCAAGGUCUGCAAGCUGAUUGCACUCAUUGCCACUGCAGUGGCAAUCAUUCUCAUCAUUGUCAUUCCUCUUUGUACCAUGGCCUGAUGAAGACCCUAACAGACAGCACAUGUUGUUGACUGUUUUCAGUUUAUUUGAUUUAUUUAUUUUCAGGAGCUAUUUGCUGUACCCAGGAACUUGCACACCAUUCUCAUUGAGAUUAGUACGUGAGAGACUGUGACUUAAGGACCCUAAAGCUGGAUCAGCAAUCGCUUAACAUACAGUACCUCCUUACACUACUCUGCAUGCAGCACCAUUAUUCAUGACUUCAGAAAAGCAAGAGGAACUGUAGCUCACUUUGAUAUCACGCUGAGUCACUCCCUCAGGCAGUUACAACAAACUGUAAGUAUUUUCCCAUGCCAAACUUUUUUUUUUCCACUAUUCACACUUAUUUAUUUCAUAAUGUGUGUUCUUAAUCAUUUCAGGUGGCUAUAAAAACAGUUAUGGAUGGAGAUUUUAAAUGAUUCUAAAAUAACUGAAAGCAUAUGUUGAAACCACUAAUACUGAGCCAAUGCAAAAGUGUCAAUUUCUUUUUAUUUUCUGCUCUCUUUUGAGAAACAACACUGUUACAAACGCAUUGUGAAUCAGCUUCAGCCUUGAGCACUGCCUGACUCUUUUUUGCUGUUCCCUCGAGAACACUACAGGGCUUAUUUCACUUCUGUGUAAAAUAAUAGAUUUAUCAGUAUAUAAGAGUUUUACAUCUACAGUUUAUAAAUAGUAAUGGAUUCUUGCCGACAGAAGCGUUUUUAUUUUCUUUUAGUUAGAAUGUUCUUGUACUUUCCUUUAAGCAACAAGAUACACUGCUCUAGCUUAAAUCAAUAAAAAAUAAUAUUUUUAUAGAGUUCCCUCCCAUUUUUCAAACUGGAAAAUGUGAGCUGUUUAAUCCACUCAUGAAUGUGUGUUUGGGUUGUGGGGCAGAGCGUUUACCGAGUGUCAGGUUUCAAGAAAUGGAGGAUAAAAAUGUUGUUGUUGAUGAUGUUUUGAAUCCGGAGCGAUGAAAGAAAGAGGGAGCCCUUUCCAGUAAACACACUCUAAGUGGGAGAUUCCACUUGUAAUUCAAUUGAUGGGAUGUUUCGAGUGCACCUAUGCACAUUAUCUUUUCAGCUACACUCACUUGGCCAGAGCUUUUCCAUAUACCUGCAGACUCACUUAGCUCCAACAGAUUCAUCUGGCAUCCUUUCAUGGAUGAUGAAAGUAGUUUUGCCGGUGGUGUGACAUUCCAUUUUGUAAAAACAUCCUGUUAACUCGAGAGACAUGUUAUUUAAACCGACGUGCCAGUCUAUAAAAUCCUUAGGGGGCUGACACAAAAUAUGUAAACCUGUAAAACAUAAUGGAAUCCAACAGUGAACCUCCACUACAAAUACUACCUUUGUAACACUUGAACAGUUAAAUUUUUGUUGAGACUGUGACAGAGGUGUUGAUUGAACUGUAAUGUAAGGUUGUAUGUCAGUAACGACAGCCUCAAAAUAAAACACAUGGCAUCUGUCAAAAACAUAACAGUGUAUGCUACACAAUACUACUGUUUACUGCAAGGCUAAUGUGUUGGACUGCAUUAGCAUUUUUCACUUGUUCGUGUUAUUGUGUCCUCUCCCCUAACAUUGCAAGAUAUGGACGAUUUUGUUUCUGUUCAACAACAGACAAGCACUUUAUGGAGGUAUACACAAAAGUGCACAGAAACUAUGCAUAUCAGAAGGAAAAGCUACAUGGAAAUGUUUGUUGUUAAACUUUGCUUUGUGUACAAAAAUGGAGAGGGCGUGUUCUGCUUCAAUGCAUCCUCCUAAGUAGAUGUGUAUCUGCCAAGUGUUCCCCAUGAGGCUGUUUGUGGAUCCAUUACCCUUCCAGUGGUGCCACUGACUAACCCUGCAGUCAGCACAAUCCGCAGGUGCUUCCUCUGAAACUUCUGUGCAUGAGAGCCUCCUGAUACUUUUUUUCAUUCCUGAAAUUCAGACCUUGUUUUUGCAAUAUCCAUGCACCUUUUAGACAGCCAACUGACAAUCUGUGAACUCAUUAUUCAGGUAAACUCUCUUAAAAUAGCACGUAAAUGAAAGAGAAUGUGCAGGUAUAACAGUACAAGUUACGGGUGUGCAAUGCUUUAUAUGAUUGUGAGGGUGUACAUUGACUUAUGAUGCUUGUCUGAAUAAACUCAACAAAG
Molecule: messenger RNA, 4694 nt
Organism: Lates calcarifer (barramundi perch)
Lineage: Eukaryota; Metazoa; Chordata; Actinopteri; Centropomidae
Product: major intrinsically disordered Notch2-binding receptor 1-like
Exons: 3
Coding region: 176-2590 (804 amino acids)
Biological process (GO): negative regulation of TOR signaling; negative regulation of cell population proliferation
Cellular component (GO): plasma membrane
Source: RefSeq, a predicted model, not a curated record